CAAAGACAUCUGAAUUCGGCCGUGGCCGUUGGUGAUCUAUUUUCUGGCUCACACGACUCAAAUAAAUUAUUUAAAACUUGAACUAAACGACUGUCAAUGAUGAAAGCAUACUACAUCAUCCAUUUAAAAAUCAAAAUGGGUCCAGAUAAAAGUUUAGAUACAGUAGCGUCAUCAGAUUGACGGUUCACACUUCUGGACAUUAGGUGGCAGUAAAAGGCAACUUUUUUUCACUGUUAUACUUAUCUAAAUUAGAGUCAUAUUUGUCAAACUGAAAAUAUUGUGUUGAAUUCUAAAAAUAAGGACAAAUAUGUUCAAUCUAAAUCCCAAACAGCAUUUUAACAAGGACAAUACUGUAUAUCGAACCCGGAUAUUCUGUGUUGAACUCGGGAAAUGUAGUUUUGUUUCCGUGUAUUCUUUAUACGAAUUUCCGUACGCUCACUUCAGCUUCACAAGUGGCAGAUGGUUCUCGCUGCGCACUUUACGCACACUCGUCUUGAGUUUAGAGCGUACUGAUUCCGCUACCUUCUGAAGGCUGUUGGGGGGUAAACCUACGCGUUCUCAUCAGUUCCCUUUGGUACCUGUCGGCCUAUUAAUCUCCCCCACGUUUGUCCCAAAUGUCUGCGACGUGUUCGGGGAGCGGAGAACGCGCAGCCUACGCAAGGGAAGUUCCUUUUGGCCGCAGCGCAACGCGGGAACAACUUAACCUCUCGAUGGAUGUGAAAAGUUAGCGCCGCCACGACAAAGACGGGGGACUCCUCUGCCCUUCGCUUAGACUUGAGUGGAACCGAGCAGAGUUCCAGUGAAAUGAGUGCGUCUGCGACUCAACGUCUUAUUUUUUAACACGCUGCCGUCCAUGCAAUGAAGAUGUACUGGCAAAUAUCGUGGGAAAACAUUUCCCAUGAGGAUGAAGUCCACGGCUGAUGUGCAGCUGUGGCCCGUGAGGGGGGGGUUCUGCUGAAGUCCAGCUGUUAUCCAGACCGGAUGUUUGACAUUUGAGAGUUUGGAAAAGUAGCAAGCCUGGUAGUUUUGCCAACACCCUCCCCAGGAAAUGCAGCGCAUUGAGUUUCUCUUACUGGAUGUAACAGAGGAUCCAUGCCACUAUUGAUUGUUUGCAACCGUCCGCGUGCACCAGGAGACUGAUGUUGAUGGCCUGGAUGAACCCGGCCAUUGUUCCAAGAGGCGGCGACGGUGAACGCGGCAUAUUUCUCAAAGAGGAGGACUAAGCAUGAGCCUGCACAGACUGAUGAGACAUGUGCGAAGGUACGCGGGAGGAAUGAAGAGUGGCGCUCUGGAGAGAGGUCAAAAAUCGACAAGAAAAACAAUUAAUUAUAAGGCACCACUGUGACGGAGCGAGGACGGAGCGAGGACGGACGUGUCUGCGAACUUGAGACCGGAAGCUUGGAGACUGCAAAAAGGUGCUUCCGACAACCCCUUCUUCUCCAAGCGCUCGUCCGCUGCCGCUGCCACUGUGGCGAUGGGGAGCUCGGCCUCGUCCCUCUCCGCAGAGACGGAGUCGGACCGCGGCUUUCGCGGCAACCCCUACUCGUCGUCUCCCCCGGUGGGCUGGCUCAGGACCAGUCACAGCAGCCCGGUGUGGGGCGGCGCGUUUAUCACGCGUCAGCAGCAACAGCAACUUGCUGCGCGGCCUCACCGAGAGCGCAGCCACUCUCACUCUCCUGGCUCCAUGGCAGCUGCAGUGCGAGGCAGUGAGUGGUCAUGUGGACGCUGCACCUUCUUAAAUGUCGGCGGAGCCCCUCGCUGUUCCAUCUGUGAGGCGCCUCGCCAGAAACCUGACCUGAACCAGAUCCUUCGCCUGAGUAGUAGCGAGGAGCACCGCUGGGCUUGCCCCCGCUGUACCCUCAACAACCCUCAGGGAUCGAGAGCCUGCUCCGUCUGCGGCUUCGGACCGUCCUCCACCACCUCGGCGCCCGCCGUCACGACCGUAGCUGCCACCUCAAACGGUCUGCCCCCCGCUCCUACAACCGAACCCCCGACGCCCACCCUCGCACCCGCGGUGCUUUCAGAGCCCCAAGGACAGGUUCCCGUGAAGGAGGACAUGUUGAGAAGGUCGGAGAGCAACGGAGAAGUGGGUGGCAUGGAGCAGCAGCGGCGGUCGGGGUGGGCGUGCCCUCGCUGCACGCUUCACAAUACGCCCGUUGCAAUGUCCUGCUCAGCCUGCGGCGGCCCCAGGAAACUGUCGUUACCCAAAAUCCCCCCCGAGGCCUUGGUGGUACCGGAGGUUCGCACUCCUGUACUGGGGUUUCCCGUGGCCUCGGCAGGGAGCGCCCCUCUAGUCAUAGACCUAACUGAUGACUCCCCCCCAGCUCUGCCGUGCGAACCCCAAGACCCCGGUCCCGUGCCGUCCUCCGCCUUCAGUGCUUUUUCCUCCCUCCAGAACAACCCCGUGCCGCGGAGUAGGAGAGAGGUGCCUCCGACGGGGCGACCGACAAACCAAGUCCCCAACAGCCCGAGUCCCACCUCGCCUCCAAGUGCCAGCGUCCUCCCGCAGCCUGGCCCCCAGCGACCCGCCAAACCCAAGCACGCCCAACCCCAGGAGCCCUCAUACCCCAGCAAGCGCCUCAGUAUCUUAGAAGAAGAAGAGCCUCCAAAGAAUCAGCACCACCCUUCCUCAGGAGCCCCGACCUGGAAGUGCCCAGGCUGCUCUUUAGCUAACCCGGGCGGCUCGUCGAAAUGCGAAAGCUGCCGCUCGUCGCGGGCCGGUGCCGACUUAAUCGAUUUGGGUUGCGAGACGGUGCGCUUCACCCCGGCCAGCCCUUCCAGCCCGGACUUUAGCACCUGGGCCUGCUCCAAGUGCACCCUGCGCAACCCCACCGGCGCCCCAAAGUGCUCCGCCUGCGGGUCGUCCAAGCUGCACGGCUUCCAGGAGCAGCAGGCGUCCUUGCUUCGCUGCUGCGCGUACUGCGGCCAGGUCCCGCCUGGGCCCGGCGCGGCAUGCUCCUGCGCGCCCCCCUCCUCUUCAUCCUCCGCCGGUCAUAAAACACGGAAACAGGGCAGGGGCUAUUCCUGCUCAUCUUCGGCCACCGCGAGUUCGUCGAGUCCCGCCUCUUCCGCGAGCGAGAGGCCCGGCCAGUGGAGUUGCCCGGCAUGUACGCUGCUCAAUGACAUGAAGGCCAAGAACUGCGCCGCCUGCCACACGCCUCAGCAGUACCUCACCCUUCGCAAGGUGAUCAAGCCUCUGAAGAGGAGAGAGAGCAUGCACGUGGAGGCCCGGCGGCGAAAUGAUGAGGGUGAAGCCAAGGAACUGUGGGAGAACAUUGUUAGCUUCUGCAGAGAGAACACGGUGAACUUUGUGGACGACAGUUUCCCCCCGGGACCUCGUUCGGUCGGCUUCCCCGAGGGCGACAGCGUCCAGCAGCGAAUCAAAAAGUGGCUGCGCCCCCACGAGAUCAAAUGCAGCAACUUCAAAGACCGAGGCGUCAAGUGGUCCGUUUUCCGCACGCCGCGACCUUCUGACAUCCUUCAAGGGCUGCUGGGAAACUGCUGGUUCCUCAGCGCUCUGGCCGUGUUGGCCGAGCGUCCCGAGCUGGUGGAGAGGGUGAUGAUCACCAGGACCAUUUGCACCGAGGGGGCCUACCAAGUCCGCUUGUGCAAAGACGGGACGUGGACGACGGUGCUGGUGGACGACAUGCUGCCCUGCGACGACUACGGUUUCCUCCUCUUCUCCCAGGCCCAGCGGAAGCAGCUGUGGGUGGCGCUGAUCGAGAAGGCCCUGGCCAAACUCCACGGCUCCUACUUUGCCUUGCAGGCGGGGCGCGCCAUCGAGGGCUUGGCCACGCUGACCGGGGCGCCGUGCGAUUCGCUCAUGCUGCAGGUCAGCUCCACCAACCCGCGGGAGGAGCCCAUCGAUACCGACCUGAUCUGGGCCAAGAUGCUCAGCUCGAAGGAAGCGGGGUUUCUGAUGGGCGCCUCGUGUGGAGGUGGCAACAUGAAGGUAGAUGACGCCGUCUACGAGUCUCUGGGACUGCGGCCUCGCCACGCCUACUCCAUCUUGGACGUCCGAGAUGUCCAAGGAUACAGGUUGUUGCGACUGCGCAACCCGUGGGGUCGAUUCUCAUGGAACGGCAGCUGGUCGGACGAGUGGACGGAGUGGCCUCAGCACCUGCGGCACGAGUUGAUGGCGCAUGGGAGCGGCGAGGGCGUCUUCUGGAUGGAGUACAGCGAUUUCAUCAAGUACUUUGACUCUGUGGACAUUUGUAAGAUCCACUCAGACUGGCAGGAGGUGCGGCUUCAGGGAUGCUUCCCCAGCAAAGCCAGCGGGCCGGUGACCGUCAUGGCGCUCACUGUGCUGGAGAGGACGGCGCUGGAGUUUGCUCUCUUCCAGGAGGGAAGCAGGCGCUCGGACACGGCCGACAGUCACCUGCUGGACUUGUGCAUCAUGGUGUUCCGGGCCUCCUUCGGGACCAGUAGCAAGCUGACCCUGGGCCGCCUGCUGGCGCACAGCAAGCGAGCGGUCAAGAAGUUUGUUGGCUGCGACGUCAUGCUGGAGCCCGGCGAGUAUGCCGUGGUCUGCUGCGCCUUUAACCACUGGCAGAUGAACGCGAGCGGCUCGGGAGGGCCGCCCACCCCCAUCUCCAGUCCGACCGGCGGAGCCCAGCGCCGGCCCAGUCAGGACUUCCCCGGCUACAUCCUGGCCAUCUACAGCUCCAGGCAGGUGAUGGUGGAGCAGGUGGAGGCGGCCGCCGCCACGCUGGCCGACGCCAUCAUUCUUCUGACAGAAAACAAGGGCGAAAGACACGAGGGCCGCGAGGGCAUGACGUGCUACUAUUUGACGCACGGCUGGGCGGGGCUCAUCGUGGUGGUGGAAAACCGCCACCCUAAGUACUACCUCCACGUCUCCUGCGACUGCACGGACAGCUUCAACGUGGUGUCCACGCGAGGCAGCCUCAAGACCAUCGACAGCGUGCCACCUUUGCACCGGCAAGUUCUGGUGGUGCUCUCCCAGCUGGAAGGAAACGCCGGCUUCUCCAUCACGCAUCGGCUGGCUCACCGCAAAGCCGCCCAGGCCUCCCUGGGCGACUGGACGCCCACCAAAGCCACGCACAGCCCGCAGCUCACCCCGGACAUCGACGGCCUGCACCGCCCCAGGCCGCUAUGACCACCGUCCUGGGCGGCGCCCGUUUACCCCACGGACGCCGAGGCCGCCGGAACGCCGGGCGGGCGACGCCAGAAACGCGGACAAAGAUGUGGAAUGACGCACAUCCGAAUGUAUUGCUCAACACUGAAGUUUUCUAGCGGCCGGCCCCUCAGGAUGAACGAGGGCGGACUGGCGCCGCUCUCGAGCCCCCCCGCUGACCGCUUGCGUGUGCGUGCGGUACAAAGCGCUGGUUGCGGACUCCCAGUGCUGUAACUACUAAGCCAUUUGCGACACUUCUCUUUUCCGCUUUCCGCCCACUCGCUAAAACAACCGGGAGGAGGGGGCGGGGUGCACUGAUUGUCUCCCACCCCACUGACACGACGGUACCUAUUGAGCCAAACCUACUUGACUUUGUAUUUUUUUAAUUUGGACCAUGCAGGUGCAGGAUGGAUCUUGGGCGUUUUGCGGUGCAUGUUCCGAUGUCUUUGAAAAGUUCCCGCUCUGUCUCGAACUCGGGACCAAGCCGGUCGUGUGUCAUUUGCAUGCGUUCAUGUUGACAGGUUUUGAGGCUUGGAAGGGAAGUGUGAGGGCCGCUGUCCGGCCUGCCAGCCGGCGUCGUCGUCGAGUCUCUCGACAGGGGAGGCGUUCACGUUUACUCUUGUAGCCCUUGUCGAGCAGAGCGCAAGCCUCCGGUGGGGCCCCUUGCCAUGCAGAGAUCCCGUCAAAUUAUAAUAAUAAUACAAUUGUCCCAGCACAGCUCUAUCACGGUCAUCAAAAUGACGGCAUGAGUCUUUUGUUUAACUUGAAAGCCACAACGCUGCGGACUGGCUGACUGCGGCUGGUUGGAAUGCAAAUGACACACGCCGAUUGGGAUUUUACAUUUUUCUUCCAGCCAUCGUUUUAUCUUCAAAAACACCGUGUGAAAGUUUCUGUGAUGCGAAGCAGCUGUACUUACCCCAACCCCCGCCAUCAUCAAAAGAACCAAUGUAAUCAGAAAUCCUCAUGUAAUAUGACCACUCUUGAAUAUUUGCACUGAGCAGCUCUGCGAUGUAAUUUAUUUGAAUCGAUUUGCUCACUUGUUGUCGAAUAAUUUGUCAUUGCGAAAGAAUGUGAGGGUGCAAGGUCACAGCCAAUCACUUGAUAUUGCCUCCCACCCCUCGUCUCAUUGUCACUUGGCUUCUCGCUCCCCCUUUUUUUUGUUUCAGUGGCGCCCCCUGCUGCUAGUAUGAGGAGGCUACAAUAGCGACGACACGCCGUCCUUUGAAAGUGUACAGGUACAAAAGGUGAACACACACAAACUGUUGUUUUAAAUCCCGCCCCCCCCAGAAAAAAAGUGAACAGGAGCCUAAUGCUGACAAAUGUGAUAAUAAUAAAAUGUCAAUCCUUUAGAGGGGCUUGGGUUGUGAAUAUAUUUGUAUACAUAUGUAUGUUUUAAUAUUUCAAUCUCAGGUUCCAGUGGACCAAAUAAAAGUUCUUUUUUUAAAUUAAACACAA
This is a messenger RNA of Hippocampus zosterae (dwarf seahorse), 6589 nucleotides long. RefSeq names its product calpain 15 (gene capn15). The record is from RefSeq and is a predicted model, not a curated record. Lineage: Eukaryota; Metazoa; Chordata; Actinopteri; Syngnathiformes; Syngnathidae. Gene Ontology annotation, biological process: proteolysis. Bases 1475 to 5116 code for a protein of 1213 amino acids. The transcript is spliced from 14 exons. Gene Ontology annotation, molecular function: calcium-dependent cysteine-type endopeptidase activity. Gene Ontology annotation, cellular component: cytoplasm.